Molecule: messenger RNA, 1457 nt
Organism: Onychostoma macrolepis
Lineage: Eukaryota; Metazoa; Chordata; Actinopteri; Cypriniformes; Cyprinidae
Gene: ungb
Product: uracil DNA glycosylase b
Exons: 7
Coding region: 82-864 (260 amino acids)
Biological process (GO): base-excision repair, AP site formation via deaminated base removal; base-excision repair
Cellular component (GO): mitochondrion; nucleus
Molecular function (GO): uracil DNA N-glycosylase activity
Source: RefSeq, a predicted model, not a curated record
GUGAUGCAGCAGUAUUUGUGAAGGGGUCUGAGAAACAACAACAACACUGUCUUACUUUACACAACUUGCCUUACUUUGGACAUGUCAAAAGAGCAAGUUAGUGGUGAGAGCAUGCAGCUCAGUGAGGAACAGCUGUAUCAGAUAGAGCAGAACAGACGCGCCGCACUGGAACGACUGGCCAGCAGAAAUGUACCUGUACCCGUUGGUGAAAGCUGGCGAAGACAAAUCGGGACUGAAUUUGCAAAACCUUAUUUUACAAAACUCAUGUCUUUUGUUACAAUGGAAAGGAAAUGCUUUACUGUUUAUCCCAGCCCUGAGCAGGUGUUUAAUUGCACAACUUUGUGCGCAAUUGAAGAUGUAAAAGUGGUCAUUCUUGGGCAAGACCCCUAUCACCAUCCAGGUCAGGCUCAUGGUUUGGCCUUCAGUGUGCUGAGGCCUAAACCUCCUCCUCCUAGUUUGGAAAACAUAUUUGCGGAGUUGAAGGAAGAUAUUGUUGGCUUCCGGCACCCAGGUCAUGGAGACCUCACAGAAUGGGCUAAACAGGGUGUUCUGUUGCUGAAUUCUGUGCUGACAGUGAGGGCUCAUCAACCCACCUCUCAUGAGGGUCAAGGCUGGGAGAUCUUCACAGAUGCUGUGGUCCUGUGGCUCAGCAGGAACCUCAAUGGCCUGGUCUUUCUGCUUUGGGGCUCUUAUGCUCAGAGGAAAGGCAGAGUGAUCGACAGAAAACGUCAUCAUGUCCUUGAGACUUCACAUCCAUCACCGUACUCAGCACAUUUUGGCUUCUUUGGAUGUAGGCACUUCUCUAAAACUAACAUUUUGCUUAAGGCAUCAGGAAAGAAGCCAGUUGAUUGGAAAGCCCUCUGAAAUAACAUUAUGCCAUUUAUUCUUGAUUUUUUUAAAAGUAAAACAGGGAGGUUGUAAACAUUAAACAUUAUACAUUACAAUGUUUUGUAUUGUAUAGUACAGUUAUAUUGCAAAUGGGUCACAGCUGUCCUGUUGUGAGGUUGACCUUGUAAUAAUCAUCUACAUGUUGUUAUAUUGCAAAUAAUUACAUUAUCUGGACAAUAAAUGAGUACAAUUAAUGAAUGUUUUUCAUUAGUCAUAUUGGACAAAAAGAGUGUGAUUUUAUAGACUUACCACUUAUUUCAGCUUAAAGUUAAUAACAAAAAAAGUGUUGUUUGAUAAUUUUACAGCUAUAGGUUAAAAACUCACAUCGUUAAUCCCUUUAAAAAGGUUUAAACUACUGUAAGAUAUGAAAGAUAUUAAACACAGCAAAAAUAUGAAUUUAAAAGUGAAUUUGAUUUUAAAAUGUAAUUUUUGACAGAUAGUAGUGCAGUGUAGAGAAAUGUGUAAUAUUAUUAUUAAUAUUAUUAAGCACAACCCUCAAGUAUCGCCCAAAAUGUACAGUUAGUAAUUCUGAUGUACAUUUUGACAAAUCCUAACAUUAAUAGGUGCCA